Molecule: messenger RNA, 981 nt
Organism: Cetraspora pellucida
Lineage: Eukaryota; Fungi; Glomeromycota; Glomeromycetes; Diversisporales; Gigasporaceae
Source: the annotation of a GenBank genome assembly
UUACCUAGUAUUAGAGAUUAUUGGAAUGUGGAUAGUAGAUUUCCAGAACAUAAGAUAGUGACUUUUAUGACUUUACUUCAUUUUGAACAAAUUAAGCGUUUUAUGCAUAUUUCAGACUGUACUAUUCCCCCUUUACAUUGGUAUUCUAAAUUAGAUCUGUUGACAAGUCAUAUACAAACAAUUUCUAAAUCAAUUUGUAUUCUGUCAUCUAAUGUAUCAAUUGAUGAAAUGAUUGUGCGAUUUGCGGGUCAAACAUGUGGAACUGUUCGAACAAAUAGUGCAAAAUUUCUAAAAAUACUUAAAAUAGAUAAAAAACUAGAUUGGGAUACAUUAUCAGGAGUAGUAGUUGACAAUGGACCAGUAACUAUGUUAACUACCAUUCAUGAAGUUACUGGAGACGAAUGUAGAAUUGAAAGAGUUCGACGUCAACCUCGAGAAAUCAGCACCAAUGUGACAAAAGUACGGGCAGUUUUUGGAACUGCUAGCAAAAAAGCCCUACCAAUUUCUCGUGUGAUUGACGAUUAUAACCACCAUAUGGGUGGGGUAGAUAUAGCUGAUCAGCUUCGUGGGUAUUAUGGUAUUCAAUUGCCAGUAAGAAGAACUUGGAUGCCCUUAUUUUAUUGGCUGUUGGAUACUUCUAUUAUCAAUUCAUAUUUGAUUUUUAAAAAAAAUAGCGAAAAUAUUAGUCAGAAGGGUUUUCGAAUUCAGCUAGUAUGGGAUCUAAUUAGUGCGGGUAUGGAGGAAAAUAAUUCAACAAAAAAACUAAACACCCAAAGUCAAACCGAAGAAUUGGCUAAAAAUAUUGAUACUCAUCCCUCUAGAAAACAAUAUGUAACAAGUAAGUUCGAGCUUCUCUUAUUAAGAUUAUCUCUGGAAGGACAUUUACCUGAAUGGAGAAAAGAUAAAAUUAGCUGUGUAUGGUGCAAGUAUUUGGUAAAAAAAAAAAAUGAAAAAGCAUCCAAAAAUCCACCACAAUCUCAG